Molecule: messenger RNA, 1135 nt
Organism: Panthera uncia (snow leopard)
Lineage: Eukaryota; Metazoa; Chordata; Mammalia; Carnivora; Felidae
Product: ral guanine nucleotide dissociation stimulator-like
Exons: 5
Coding region: 1-858 (285 amino acids)
Source: RefSeq, a predicted model, not a curated record
AUGGGGCUCAUGGCAUUAUGUCUGCUGUUCUGCACUUUGGUUGCCAAGGAACACGCCCCUGGGGCCCCUCCAGAUCAGGAGCAAGGGCCUUACCACCUAGACAACAUUCUGGAAAUGAGACCACUCACCUCCUCACCCAUUCAGCCCUUCACAAAUGAUCCUUUUUCCUACUCUGGGCACCCAGGUCUCAGGCUUGCCACAAGUCACUGGGGUCUGGGGAUUUGGUCUGCAUUCUGGACUCCAACCCUUCUGUUGGCCAUAGUGCUGUGUCUGAUUCUAUGUCCUUCCUGUGUUCUACUUCAGGGUACAAAGGUCACACCCGGGAAUGAGAAUGAGAACUGUGUGGGGUGGACCAUCCAUGCAGGCCUGCUGAAGCAGCGAGUGGAGCACCUCGUGCCCACCUUCUUGGGGAGAGACCCCACGUAUGUCUCCACCUUCUUGGGCACGUACCCAACUUUUACUACCACCCAGCAGGUCCUGGAAGUGUUGUUUAUGAGAUACGGAUGCUUGCAUUCAGAGGCUGAGGAGGAUGGCGGACCCCGGGAGCAGGAGAAAAUGGCCAUCUCCUCCAUCCUGGGCACCUGGCUGGACUACUACCCUGAGUACUUUUUCCAGCCCCCAGAUUUCAUCAGCCUGAAGGCACUGCAGGAAUAUGUAGGGGUCCACAUGCCGGGCUCUGAGCUGCAGCGCCGCGCCCGCCUUCUCUACUCAUGGCGGAGAAAGUCUUUGGCAGCAGCUCUAGAGCCACAUCCACACGUCCCUCGGGAGCGAGACCCCGCUAUCCCUGUGGUGCCCACUGCAGCCUCGCAGCCCAGGCUGCCUGAAGCCACCAGUUCUCCUGGAGCUCAGCACGUAUGAGAAUCGGAGACCCUCACUACAGUGUCCCCACCAGGGCAGGAGGUACUCCCAGCUCUGGCUGACAGACAGGAUCUGGAAGAGCCACCUGCCCCUUUGGUGGCCCCAGAGCAUGAGCAGCCCUCAGCCCCAGCUGGUGGGGUCACGGAAGGGCUGGAGGAACCACCUGCUGCAGCUGAGCAACCAGCCUCAGCUCCCCAACAGCGGCUCAUGUCUGCUGCAGCCCCAAAGGAUGAAUUCCCUGACCUUGUCAUUGCGUUCUUUGUCAUUUUUGUGGUUU